Molecule: messenger RNA, 675 nt
Organism: Morchella importuna
Lineage: Eukaryota; Fungi; Ascomycota; Pezizomycetes; Pezizales; Morchellaceae
Exons: 1
Coding region: 1-675 (224 amino acids)
Cellular component (GO): nucleus; cytoplasm
Molecular function (GO): protein binding
Source: RefSeq, a predicted model, not a curated record
AUGGAUGAUGGUAUGACAGCGCUGCAUCAUGCAGCGUUCAUGGGUCACGAUAAUAUCAUCGAGUUUUUUCUGGAGCUUGGACAAGACAUUAAUUCUCCUGAUAAAUAUGGACGGACGCCGCUUGCCUUGGCAUUAGUCAAAAAGCAUGAAGAUACGGCAAAGCUUCUACUCAAGAAGGGCGCAACAACGGUAUCAAUCGUGCUAGGCGUAGUGACGCCAUUGCGUAUUGCAGUUUCCCAUAGACUAAAAGAAAUCGCGUUAUUGCUGCUUCGUGCUGGGGCUGACGCUAAUGCAGAAGGCAUAGGAGGGAUGACCCCUCUACACUUAACUACUGACCUCUUGCACUCGCAGCCAGCUAUAGAGAUGAUAGAGCUUAUACUUGGUCAUGGUGGAUCGAAGUAUCUUCUUACUAUCUUGGAAAGAUUAAGGGAGCAAUUGGCGAUCAUGCGAUGCGACCCGGACUACUGUUGUAAACUUGCGGGCGUAGGGUCGACGUCCCAUGUGGGUGGGUCACCAUUUGGGGGCGUAGGGACGACGUCCCCAGUGGACUGGUCACCGGCCUCUUAUAAGGGGCGGGCAGUGUUGACGGAGAUCAUUAAACAACUUGAAAAAGUUGGGACAGAAUUCCAGAGGGUCUUGUUGAAAAAUCCACCAUUAUUUACCCCCAGUAUUUAG